GUGAGGCCAGGCCAGGCCCGGCGGACCGGAGCGCACCGGCGAGGGCGAGGGCGAGGCGGCCGCAGCUGGGACCGGCCUGCCGGGAAGGGGGGAGCCUCGCCGGCGCGGCCUUCCUGCGGACAAUGGCAGGAAAAGUAAAAUGGGUGACUGACAUAGAGAAAUCAGUGCUAAUAAACAACUUUGAAAAGAGAGGCUGGAUCCAAGUGUCGGAAAAUGAAGACUGGAACUUCUACUGGAUGAGUGUGCAAACUAUUCGAAAUGUUUUCAGUGUUGAAACUGGUUACCGCCUCUCUGAUGACCAGAUAGUCAACCAUUUCCCAAACCACUAUGAACUCACCAGAAAAGACUUAAUGGUCAAAAAUAUCAAGAGGUAUAGAAAAGAACUAGAAAAAGAAGGUAGUCCUCUUGCUGAGAAAGAUGAAAAUGGAAAAUAUCUUUAUUUAGACUUUGUGCCUGUCACCUUUAUGCUCCCAGCGGAUUACAAUCUAUUUGUCGAAGAAUUCCGUAAAAACCCAUCCAGUACCUGGAUUAUGAAACCCUGUGGAAAAGCUCAAGGGAAAGGGAUAUUCCUUAUCAAUAAACUGUCACAAAUUAAAAAGUGGUCUCGAGACAGCAAAACAUCUUCGUUUAUAUCCCAGUCCUCCAAAGAAGCAUAUGUGAUUUCUCUGUAUAUCAAUAAUCCACUACUGAUUGGAGGAAAGAAAUUUGAUCUGCGUUUGUAUGUAUUAGUAUCUACUUAUCGUCCUCUGAGGUGUUACAUGUAUAAACUUGGGUUUUGUCGGUUUUGCACAGUCAAAUAUACACCAAGCACAAGUGAACUAGACAACAUGUUUGUGCAUCUUACAAAUGUUGCCAUUCAGAAGCAUGGGGAUGAUUACAAUCAUAUCCACGGUGGCAAAUGGACUGUAAGCAACCUGCGCUUGUAUCUAGAAAGCACUCGUGGGAAAGAUGUCACCAGUAAGCUCUUCGAUGAAAUACACUGGAUAAUUGUGCAGUCAUUGAAGGCUGUUGCACCUGUAAUGAACAAUGAUAAACACUGCUUUGAAUGCUACGGAUAUGACAUCAUAAUUGAUGACAAGCUUAAGCCUUGGCUUAUUGAGGUCAAUGCUUCUCCAUCUCUUACUUCCAGUACUGCGAAUGACCGUAUUCUCAAAUAUAAUCUUAUUAAUGACACUCUUAACAUUGCUGUACCCAAUGGGGAAAUUCCAGAUAAUAAAUGGAAUAAAUCACCCCCAAAAGAAGCCCUUGGAAAUUAUGAGAUUUUAUAUGAUGAAGAGAUGGCCCAAAGCGAAGGGCCAGAUCGCGAUUUAAGAAGCCGCUCUGGACAGUCUAUCGGACUUAAAGGAAACCGAGCCAGAGACUUUGGGAAACCCGGGCCUACUACAUGGAAGUAAUUGCAGCAUGAACUAGAGGCUGAUACUUCCUGAAAUUAAGGGCUGUGGUUUUGGUAGUUCUUUUGAAAUGAUUUUGGAUGACUCUCUUCUCUUUUGCUGAACGCCCUGAAAGGGGAAGGUAAUGUUGCUGAAACAAACAAAAACGUUUUCUGUACUGUGGUGACAAGUACAGUGGAGGUCUGAACAAAAUUGACUUAGUGGCAUAUAUAAACAUCUUUUAUUGAUCAGUGUGUUAGGUUUUACUGUCAGAUUGUUAUGCUACAUGUAGUAUUAAACUAUGUUAUUAAUUCAUGCUGUAUGAUUCUGAUUAAACCUUUACAAAACAAGUUUGCAUUUCUGUCUCUUCUGUUAGGAAA
Eublepharis macularius is the source of this 1750-nucleotide messenger RNA. It is a transcript of the gene TTLL1, whose product is annotated as TTL family tubulin polyglutamylase complex subunit L1. Gene Ontology annotation, cellular component: cilium. The transcript is spliced from 10 exons. The record is from RefSeq and is a predicted model, not a curated record. Gene Ontology annotation, biological process: protein polyglutamylation; microtubule cytoskeleton organization. The coding region runs from base 123 to 1394 and encodes 423 amino acids. Lineage: Eukaryota; Metazoa; Chordata; Lepidosauria; Squamata; Eublepharidae. Gene Ontology annotation, molecular function: tubulin-glutamic acid ligase activity; tubulin binding.